GCGAAUCAAAAACCAAACGAUUUAUCUUUCCUUCCUAAACCCAAAACCCAAGAAUUUCGUGGGCUGCUGAAAAGUUUACAAGUGCCAAGACCCUUUGUUCCUUUAUUCUCCUUCAAUCAACUCUCUUUCUUGCUCCCAAGAGGCCCUUUCAUGGAAGCAUACACUCCCGAAGCGUGAAUCCCCCAAAUGGGAAGGUGCAGUGUUGUCCAGUGCCAUAGUGUUUGUUUGAUGCAGAAGGCUUGAUAUAUUGAGUGCGCAUUCUUGAAAAUACAUGUAAAACAACAUUUAGGCUCUUUUAUCACAAUAUCCUCUGCUGGGGAAAGAUGGCUGGAACUGAAAAAUCCCCAGCAAACCCUACAAAGAAGGCACCUCUGACCCCAAAAGCAAUUAUAAACCGAAAGUUUGGUGACAAGGCCUGCUAUAAAAUCGAGGAAGUGCAAGAUUCAAGUGGAAAUGUAUGCCCAGGCCUAGCUAUCUCUCGGAAGGGACCAUGUCUUUAUCGAUGCACUCUUCAUCUCCCAGAUGCUACUAUUGUCUCUGACACCUUUAAAAGAAAAAAGGACGCUGAACAAUCGGCUGCCGAAAAGGCAAUAGAAAAGCUGGGUAUCUGUCUGGCCGAAUACAAUCCCACAGUAGAGGAAGCGUGGGAUGAUUUGGGAGCUCGUAUUGCUUUUAUGUUUGCAAAUGAGUUCCUUUCGUCUCUCCAUCCACUCAGCAGUCACUUAAGAGCAGUAUUAAGAAGAGAGGGCCUUUUAAAUGGAUAUCUUCCAGUUUCAGUUAUUGCAAUUCAUGAUGCAAAGAUUAGUAACAUAUGCAAGUACAUAACUCCUGCUGCUGAGGUUAAUUCACUGAUUCUGAAGGCAGCUGCUAAAAUGACUAAUUUAUUAUUGAUAUCCGACGAGCAACUUUCACUAAAGAGGAAAAGUCCAUACCCUCCUGAGAUCAUUGCUUCACUGAACCACGAGUCGAGCUUGUCAGAAAGCAUUGCAGUUGAAUGCAUACGAAUUCCAGCUUCACUUGGAGAAGCUGUUCAAGUUUUGAUGCUUAAUAUUGCUUCAACUGGUUAUUAUCUAGAUGUUAUUGCUCGUGAGCUAUGUUUGGCAGAUGCUUCAAAUGUUUUGAUUUCUAGAGUGAUUGGCAAGGCUUCCUCGGAAGUGAGAAUAUAUUCUUCUGCUCCCCCACAGCUUCCCUCUGAUGACCUGGCAGAGCCUAAAGUAUCUCUAAAUGUCAGGGCAACUUACUUUGCAGGCGAAAAAGUGUACGGUGAUGCAAUUUUGGCUUCUGUAGGGUACACUUGGAGAUCUAAUGAUCUUUUCCAUGAAGCUGUGUCCUUGCGUUCGUAUUAUAGGUUGCUUAUCAACAAGAUACCCAGUGGGAUAUACCAAACAUCACGAGACGCAAUACUUGCUGCUAAGCUGCCAUUAACAUACACGACAAAAAGCAAUUGGAGGGGUUCUUUCCCGAGGGACAUACUUUUUGCAUUCUGCCGAGCUCACCAUUUGCCUGAGCCUGUUUUUUCCAGUCAAAACACUUUAUCGAAUUCAUCAUUGGAUUUACCUGGAUCAUGUAAAAAAUUGAAAGUUAGUCAUUCAAGUACUGGGGACUCGGUGGAAUCCAUUGGAGCUUUUAGUUGCGAAGUUAAAAUAUAUUCCAAAAAUCAAAACUUGAUCUUACAAUGCUCGCCGAACGAAUCUCAUAGGAAGCCGAUUGAUGCCAUGCAAAGCACUAGCUUGAAAGUCUUGAACUGGUUCGGCACUUUUAUUGAAUAUCCGGACAUAUCGUUUGAGAAGCUGAAGUUAUUAGCCGAUAAGCUUGACAUUAGCUUUACUUUUGAUUUCUUGUAUGAGGAGUUUGUGUAUUGCCAUACAGUGCAUAAUAACUUUGGAAUUCAAGUUUGCGAUUACAAUUCAGAGUUAGCUGAGCCAUCUUUUAUUGAAAUCGGAGGUGAAAACUCUGGAGUUACUCCAUCAAAUGGCUCUUUGGGUUGCAUAAGUUAUAGUGUUUCAUUGUUUGUCGAAGGAGACUGCACGAGAGAACAUCUCGAAAGCUGUGAAGAGUUUGAGUUUGAGAUCGGCAAUGAAGCAGUUUUGCCUCAUCUUGAAGAAGCAGUUGUACAGAUGGCUGUUGGUCAGUCCGCAUGCUUUCGGGUCGAGCUUUUUCCCACCGAGUUCAUUAUAGCUGCAGCUCGUGAUUCUGUAUCUACCCUUUCAUUGUUAUCAUCAAGAAACUGCAAAUUGGAGUACCGUGUAACUCUUCUGCUAGUAACAGAGCCAAUGGAAGAUCGAAUGGAGCAAGCUCUGUUCAGCCCUCCUCUCUCAAAGCAGCGUGUCGAAUUUGCCGUACAGCAAAUAAAAGAAUCUUCAGCGGCCUCAUUGGUCGAUUUGGGCUGUGGUUCGGGAAGUUUGUUGGAUUCUUUGUUAUCUUAUCCUACUUCUCUCGAGAAAAUUGCCGGUGUCGAUAUUUCAAAGCGAGCUCUCGCAAAAGCAGCCAAAUCACUCCACACUAAGUUGACCAGGUUGGUAGAUUGUAAAGAGCCAAGUUGCAAAAUCCAAUCAGCAGUACUAUACGAUGGUUCCAUCACAAAAAUAGAUUCCCAAUUGUGUGGAUUUGACAUUGCAACUUGCUUGGAGGUAAUCGAGCAUAUGGAGGAAGAGGAUGCAUGCUUAUUUGGCGAUAUAGCCCUCAAAUCUUUCUGCCCGAAAAUUCUAAUCAUCUCCACUCCAAAUUUCGAAUACAACGCGAUUCUCCAUAAAAGUACCACUCCUCAAGGUGAAGAGGAAAACCCGAACGAAAAAAAUCAGGCAGAGAGCUUUAAAUUCAGAAAUCUCGACCAUAAGUUCGAAUGGACGAGGGCUCAGUUUGAGCACUGGGCAUCUGACCUGGCAACGAGGCACAAUUACAGUGUCAAGUUCAGUGGAGUUGGUGGUGAUGGCGAAGUUGAUCCUGGUUUUGCUUCACAAAUCGCGAUUUUCAGAAGGUCUGCAGAUGAUGACGUGGCGAAAAUCGAGGUAGCAGCAGAUAACUGUGUGCCCAUCUGGAAAUGGAGUAGGGAGGAAGAGGAUUUGGUCUCCAAUGAAGUUUAGGCCUUUUUUAGUGUGUGUGUGUGUUAGUUGUUUUGUGUUGUCAAAUAUAUAUAUAAUUAUGUCUUCUGAAUAUAGUCCCCUUUUGUUGGAGACUUGUGCCUAUUUUGUUCAUUUCACAAAAAUUAUUGGAGUUUUGGUAAAUUGGUGGUGUUGAAUGAUAUUGAAUUUAAGUUCGACUCAGAUUACAAUAACUCAUACACUCCUUUGUGUGUUAUUUUGCUUCAUUAGUUUACUACAUUUUAG
This is a messenger RNA of Striga asiatica, 3326 nucleotides long. The record is from the annotation of a GenBank genome assembly. Lineage: Eukaryota; Viridiplantae; Streptophyta; Magnoliopsida; Lamiales; Orobanchaceae.